Molecule: messenger RNA, 2318 nt
Organism: Hirundo rustica (Barn swallow)
Lineage: Eukaryota; Metazoa; Chordata; Aves; Passeriformes; Hirundinidae
Gene: CLDND1
Product: claudin domain containing 1
Exons: 7
Coding region: 356-1111 (251 amino acids)
Cellular component (GO): membrane
Source: RefSeq, a predicted model, not a curated record
GGGCGCGGCGGGCGGAAGCGCGGCCGGGCCGGGUGCGAGGCGGCGGCGAUGGGCGAUCACUUGUGAACUGGUGGUGUGGGAGAAGCUGAAUGAAUGGAACAGUCAGGGCAGAAGGGAAGUUCGCGUUUCAUGCUCUGCGCUGGCCACAGGACCCAAACAACACUGUGCCUCUGAAGAGACCUGGAAUCCUCGGAGCUGUGUGUCCUGAGGGACUCUGAGCAUUUCCGAAGGCAGUGCGGUGUGGCUGGAGAGCAUACUCGGCGGGAUAUUAUCCCUGCUUGGAACUCGCAGAUCUGGCGCAUGCCGGCCAGCGCUGUACGUUUGCUCAGUGUUCCUUGGAUUAUAGCAGGGCGCCAUGAUGGAUAACCGGUUUGCCACAGCGCUGGUGAUCGCCUGCGUGCUCAGCCUCAUCUCCACCAUCUACAUGGCAGCCUCCAUCGGCACCGACUUCUGGUACGAGUACCACACCCUGUCCCCAGCCGAGAACGUUAGCGAAGCCGGUAGAAGCAUCUGGGAGGAGUUUGUCAGCAAAGAUGCUGAUGAGAAGACGUACACGGAUGCGCUCUUCCGCUGCAACGGCACGGUUGGAUUGUGGCGGAGGUGCAUCACUGUACCCAAGAACUCUCACUGGUACAGCCCACCAGAAACUGAUAUGACUACAAAUUGCAUCAGUUUCUCCCUCUCCGAUCAGUUUGUAGAAAAGUACAUAGAGCCUGGAAAUCACAACAGUGGCACGGAUUUGAAUCGGACUUAUCUCUGGCGAUUGCAGUUUCUCCUGCCCUUUGUCAGCAUCGGCCUCAUGUGCUUCGGGGCUCUGAUCGGGCUCUGUGCUUGUGCCUGUCGCAGCCUUUACCCGGCCAUUGCCACCGGGGUCCUGCAUUUCCUAGCAGGGCUGUGUACGCUGGGCCUCGUUGGCUGCUACGUGGCUGGGAUUGAGCUGCUCCACAGGAAGCUGCCUCUGCCGGAGGAUGUGAGGGGCGAAUUCGGCUGGUCCUUCUGCCUCGCCUGCGUGUCGGCGCCUUUGCAGUUCAUGGCAGCUGCUCUUUUCAUCUGGGCAGCUCGCACCAACAGGAAGGAAUUCACCCUCCUCAAAGCCUACCGUGUGGCAUGAGCGCUGCUGCUGGGCUCUGGGCUUUCCGUGUUAGGGCCUCUUCUCCCCCAGCCCUUACUACUUUUUUCUUUUAGUCAGAAUUUUAUCAUGUACUGCGUGCUUCUUGCCAGUCGAGACAGUUUAGCCUGAAGGUCCUGAAGACAAAGACCUCUGGGCUAAACGACCAAAGCCCGCCAGAAGUCUGCAGAACUUGAACAGGUUUUUUAAUUGUUGUUGUUUUUUGGUUUGUUUUUUUGUUUGUUUGUUUUGUUUUUUUUUUUUUUAAGAAUUGUUUUUAUUUUUUAAGCUGCAUUUGGUUAUUGACAGUUUCCCUUAGUUAGUUAUAUGUGCCCCUUCCUAAUUUUAUUACCCUCUCAGCCUGGAAGAAACAGAAGUGGGUUGUGGGGUGGAAGAGAGACAAGAAAAGGUGCAGGUACGCAAGAAUGGGAACCUCAGUGCACAAAUACGUAAUCAGGAGCUGUCUGCUCUGUGACUGAAGCAGGCAGUAGCAACAGGGAGCACCCAAGAGAAAUGGGGGAAUUCAGAAGCCUCUGUUACGGAAAUACUGUAGCUAAAUCAGUCUGUAGCUCAGCUCUGGGUCUCCUAUCAUCACCAGUUUGCUCCGUUUUGUGGCAUCUGCCAAAACUGCCGGAGGCAAAGCAGGCAGUGGCAGUGCCUGUGUAGCUCACCUUCCUGAAGGCACUUGCUUGUGCCAAGGAGUGGGAUGAGAUGGCCCUCAUGGAGCUCUGUCCUGCUGUAGCUCCACUGCUUCCAGGACCCAGGCUAGUUUUGGUAUCUGCACUACAUGUGAUUGUGCACUCUAAUCUUAAUUUGUGGUGCUUUUGCUUGAUGUGGAAUAAGGCUUUCUUCUUUGUUGAAAAUGACCUCCUCACAAGUUUUUUUGGUUUUAAUUUGGUUUAGUGUAUGUGUGUAUAUGUACAUAUAUAAACUUUUUUUAAACCUCACCUGUUUAUCCUGUAUAGCACACAACAGGGUUUUUUUAAAAGGUGCUGCUCUUUUCCCAUCUUGUUUAAAUUAAAUAAUAAGAAUAAAGACUCAAAAAUUUUCAGCAUUGCAUGAAUCUGAUGGGAGGGUGAUUUAGAGUGGAUUUUACUUGGGGAAAGAAGAAACAGUGUCUAGAUCAUUCUCUGUUUUCAUGGAAAUGUCACCAGAAACAGUGAGGUUAGAUCGGAUUUUUAAAUUAAAUUCUUGAGCUCCUGCUAAUUUU